This is a messenger RNA of Neoarius graeffei (lesser salmon catfish), 2239 nucleotides long. RefSeq names its product matrix metallopeptidase 14b (membrane-inserted) (gene mmp14b). The record is from RefSeq and is a predicted model, not a curated record. Lineage: Eukaryota; Metazoa; Chordata; Actinopteri; Siluriformes; Ariidae. Gene Ontology annotation, biological process: extracellular matrix organization; skeletal system development; collagen catabolic process. The coding region runs from base 353 to 2167 and encodes 604 amino acids. The transcript has 10 exons. Gene Ontology annotation, molecular function: zinc ion binding; metalloendopeptidase activity. Gene Ontology annotation, cellular component: extracellular matrix.
UUGUGCAAGUUAAGCAGUUAGGACUCGUCGAGCGACCACGUCAACAGCUGAAGGGAAAAUGGCUGCAGAGUUGAGCAUUGUUAUAGAUAAGUAAGGAGACGGUUUGACAAAGUUUCGGGAAGAAAUAAAUUAGAUCAAAGAAAACUAGUGGUUCACUGACCUCGUCUUUCAUUUUACCUUUUAAUGUCUGAAAGAUUUUACUUGUAGUCACAGCUUCAUUAGGCGUGGUUAUAAUUAAAGUAAGUUUUGUUUAAUUUGUUUAUUUUAUAAGAUACUUCUGAUCAGCGUGGCGAUGUUUUUUAACAGUUAGGGGAGGAAAGGCAAAUUAAAGUUCCUAGAUUUGUUUGAAGGCAUGUUGGGAAGAAUGGCGAUUUGGGCUUAUACCCUCCUGGAGUUGAUGCUUUUAUUUGCAUUCGGACUGUGCGUUCAAGGUGGGGCGCCUAAGGGAAACUUAAACCCAGAGGCAUGGCUCCAACAGUACGGGUACCUUCCUCCAGGUGAUCUCCAUAUACAAGCACCCCGUUCACCUCAAUCCAUUUUCUCUGCUAUUGCUGCAAUGCAAAGAUUCUAUGGCAUAACUGUCACUGGAAACCUGGACUCUAACACACUGGAGGCAAUGAGGAGGCCUCGCUGUGGUGUUCCAGAUAAGUUUGGAGCAGAGCUUAAGAGCAACUUGAGAAAGAAAAGAUAUGCUAUCCAGGGACUGAAAUGGAAACAGAAGGAGAUCACAUUCUGCAUACAGAACUAUACACCUAAGAUUGGGGAGUAUGAGACCUAUGAAGCGAUCAGAAAAGCUUUCAAAGUGUGGGAGAGUGUAACCCCUUUACGAUUUCGAGAGAUCCCUUACAGUCACAUUAGGCACAAGACUAGUGACUUUGCGGACAUUAUGAUCUUCUUUGCUGAGGGUUUUCAUGAUGAUCCCAGUCCAUUUGAUGGUGAGGGUGGGUUCUUAGCACAUGCAUACUUUCCUGGCAUUGGCAUAGGAGGAGACACGCACUUUGAUGCUGCAGAGCCCUGGACAAUUGAAAACCGAGACUUGUGGGGUAAUGAUGUGUUCCUGGUGGCUGUGCAUGAGCUGGGUCAUGCAUUGGGUAUGGAGCACUCAGAUGACCCCUCUGCCAUCAUGGCACCUUUCUACCAAUGGAUGGAUACAGAAAACUUUGAGCUUCCAGAGGAUGAUCGUCGUGGUAUUCAACAGCUUUAUGGACCCAACCCUAAUGAACAUCCUCAACCUUCAGUUAAUCCCCCUUACCAUUUCCCUCAUACCACUGACAUUCCACGCAAGCCUCACUUUGGCCCUGAUAUCUGUGAAGGUCACUUUGACACGAUUGCUAUUCUGAGAGGAGAAAUGUUUAUCUUCAAGAAUAAAUGGCUUUGGCGUAUUCGUAAUCACCGGGUUAUGGAAAAUUAUCCAAUGCCAAUUGGACAUGUCUGGAGAGGUCUACCUAUAUCAAUUGAUGCUGCCUAUGAGAGAGAGGAUGGCAAAUUUGUUUUUUUCAAAGGUGACCGAUAUUGGGUAUUCAGUGAAGCAAAUUUGGAGGUAGGCUACCCAAAGAAACUAAGAGCGAUGGGCAGUGGCCUCCCUCAGGACAGAAUUGAUGCUGCACUUUUUUAUACACCUACAGGCAACACCUACUUCUUUCGAGGAAACAAAUAUUAUCGAUAUAAUGAAGAGUUACGAUCAGUGGACCCAGGCUACCCUAAACCCAGUAGCAAGUGGCAGGGUAUUCCUGAUGACAUCAAAGCAGCUUUCAUGAGCCGAGACCAAAGUUUCACAUAUUUCUACAAAGCCAAUAAAUACUGGAAGUUUAACAACCAGUUGAUGAGAGUGGAGCCUGGUUACCCCAAGUUUGCCUUAAGCGAUUGGAUCGGCUGUCCAGAGGAGGACCCUAAGACAGGCGGAGGUCGAACUGAUGGUGGUAGUGAUGGCGAUGGCAAGAACAAUGACAAAGGGAGUGAUGAUGAGGAGAAAUUGGAGGAAACAGAAGUCAUUGUCAUUGAGGUGGACAACACUCCUGAUGAUCAAAGUGGAGUGGCGGCAAUAGUGUGGCCACUUGUGUUGCUGGUGUGUUUAAUUUGCACGCUGGGAGUCUUGCUCUUUUUCCAGAAGUAUGGCACUCCACGUCACCUACUCUACUGUAAGCGUUCCUUACUAGACCAGGUGUAGGGAGGUGAAGAGGAGAAGGGGGAUGAAGAUAAAGGUAAAAGAAGUAUGAUAUACAACCCCGAUUCCAAAAAA